AUGCGCUCCGAAGACUUUUCUGACGACCACUCUACCUACGAGGAAUACUACGUUUCGGAUUUCUCCGUGCCCCUGAACGACAUAUCUAUUUCUAACUCCAGUUCGCAGCCGAAUUCUCGACCUACUGCUAACAAGCAAUCCCGCUUGUCUAGGGUCUUUGGCGCCUAUCUUUCUGAUCCACUUCCGGUUUCAGAAGAAUACGCUGAUCGUCACCGCUACCCGGACCAUGUCAUCGCGGACGAACGUUAUCCAUCAGACACCGAUAACCGUCAGACAUUGUCAGCCUCAAUACCAUCUCCGGGAUCCUACGGCAAUGGGCUAGGGAACGCUCAAGGACGCAGCGUCCGCUAUGCUGCCCUUGCUUUUCUUGGUGAAUACUCCGAGCAUGGAUCGUCCGAAGUGUCACGUCCUCGAGAUCGGUCAUCUGGCCCAUCCGGUGCCGAAGCUCCCGGGAAACGCGUCGAAUGGGGCAUGCACUGGGAGAAGUCCAGAUCACCACCUUCCUCCGCCUCUGCCGGAUACGUUUUGACGUCCGAUUUGAACACCAGCGCACUACCUUACCGCCCUCAACAAUUCUCGCCCACGUACUUCCGCGAUCCGGAUCGCCCUCAAUGUCUGCCUUCAGGGGAACGGGAAGUAUCGUCCGGUCUCACCUCUCCUCCCACCUACCGCGACGUCAGCUCAAGAAGCCGGGAGGAUACAACAGGACCUUCAUCGCCAUAUCUCGUCUCCUCGGUCAAGAGCCUCGAUCAUAAUGAUGCCCAUCGAAACAUUAUCGUUGAUAUCCUUGAAUCUCCCGACCCUUGGGCCUCGAUUAGUGAACUCUUAGGCACAACACGCCGAACCGGUCUACCAAGAUCGCCACGCCGAUACCCCAACGAAUUAGACGUCGUAAAUGGCAAUAGCCGGCGAGGAGUGGGCUACCGCUCGCCCCGACACUAUGAAGAAUCGUCCGACCUUGGGAUCGCCCACAAACCAGGCCCACUCGUGCUCGAGCCUGUGCGCGCGAAGGUUCCGGAGCCUAUUCCCACACUGUCUCCUAUUCCGGCCGGGCCAUACCCAGAAGACGAGCUGAACUGGGAUUUGUCAUCUCCCAUGCCGGGUUCGCAGGCCUAUGUUGUUGCUCCUGACUAUAUGCGCUCUCCGGAUAUCCUCGAUUUAUCUUGGAUGGACGACUCCCAGGCGGACGUGUCGGAUAUUCUGGCGAUGUGGCGGAGCGGCUCCGUCGAAGACCUUGACUUUCUCGCUGAUCACACAACGACAGAAGACUUGUCUGUGCCGCUUCCUCUGCAGGACCCAGGACUCGCUAAUACGGGUCCUACAAUUCAACCUGCGCCUGGCGACGAAGUGGUGGCAUUGCGAUCUCCUCCGGCGACGACACAGCUCGACCCCCGGACAUCUUCGCCCCCGGCCGCUGGCCGAUUUCCGUUGGACGAUCCUAUCCCGCUGGCACAGGAUUCGCCGAUGGCCCCCAUUCUAUCAGCGCCGCUGAUAGCUGUCCUGCAGGAGCAUAGGCACAGCCCGCCGAUCACAUUUACUCAGGAAAGUCGAACGCCAUCUCACCGGAAUCCCGUAUGCUCCGGCAUAGCACCCUUUGAAGGUGUGUACGAAGCCUUCGACGAGACCCACAAGCAGAACGUCGAAGGGAGCCAUCCUGACGAUUCACAGCAGCAAGUCGAAGACGAGGUGUUCCAAGGGCCUUGCCUGUUCUUCGAUGAGAUGGAUGACAGAGAGGAAGACUAA
Molecule: messenger RNA, 1743 nt
Organism: Punctularia strigosozonata HHB-11173 SS5
Lineage: Eukaryota; Fungi; Basidiomycota; Agaricomycetes; Corticiales; Punctulariaceae
Exons: 2
Coding region: 1-1743 (580 amino acids)
Source: RefSeq, a predicted model, not a curated record